This is a messenger RNA of Sungouiella intermedia, 1731 nucleotides long. The record is from the annotation of a GenBank genome assembly. NCBI's taxonomy places the organism in Eukaryota, Fungi, Ascomycota, Pichiomycetes, Serinales, Metschnikowiaceae.
AUGGUUAACUUACAGGACUACCAUCUACUGCUUAAUGCACCCAUUGGCUAUGCCAAAAAUCCCAUUCAGGCCAAAUUCGAAGUUCCACGCACCGUAUUGGAACCAGAUUACAUUGUAUCGCCGCCUCCAACAGGCUCAAAGACGAUUGACCUCCUACCUCCAGAGAUCCUAGAUAAGGUCACUGGACUUCUCAGCCAAAUAGACACGCUUAGUUUAGCAUGCACUUGCAAGGCGUUAGAGCAGCCGUGCUUGGACCGCUUGUAUUCUAGAGUGGUGGUGGACUCCAAAUACACUCAGUUCAACAAGGAACAUUCUCGCAGCUAUACCUACAUCAACCAACUGUACAGUUUGAAGAAGUUUUUCCAGAGUAAACGGAAACAGACAAUCAAGACCUUAUAUGUAUUGAGUCUACCGGACCUGCUGUGGCUUGGAGAUCCACAGAUGAAGGGCUUGCAGUGUGAAUUCUUCCAAAGUCUUACCAAUCUCCAUGAAUUGGUAUGGCUAGCCAACUUCUUCGAUACCGAGUACUUGGUCCAUUUACCUAGCCAUGAUUUAUUGACCAGACUCGAGCUAAACGUCUCUAGAUGUCAUCUAGAUGAUCGUAGAUAUUCGUUUUGGUUCCCCAAUUUGGAGAUCUUGAGCAUUCGGCCCUUUGCAAGUAAAGAGACGUUAACAAGUUUCAUUCGAGGGUUGCUAGCGCCAGAAAAGUCUGCCACGGCAGGCAGAAGUCUUCAGAGUUUGAAGUUGGCACAAUUCGCCGACGACCCGGCCGUUUUGCUACCUCCAGCACGCUAUUUGUCCAAUCCUCAAGAGUAUUUGGAGGCCACCACCCAUACCAGACAAGACAGAACCAAAUUCGGUGGCGGAAUCCCUGAAGUAAUCCUUGGGAAAGGAGGGCUAAGUGUGUUGAAUGUGUUGACAGCACUUUCCUUAGACAAUAUCUUGGUAUGUGAAGAAGAUGCCCAUCGUAUAGCGAAAGGUGUGAUUCUUCCCCAGCUUCGCCAAUUGGAGAUGAAGAAUGUCUCGGAAGUGGGGGAAUCGCAAGCACCAAAAGUAGGAUUUUUGGGAAUCUUGGGCCCCAAGGUGCCUGGACUACAGCAUCUACGUCUAGACUUCCGAGAAGCGUCACCAGACACCGUUGGACCGUUUUUGAAAUGCGUGAAAAACCUCAAGUCGCUAGAUCUUGUGGUAAGAAUGAAUGAUGUGAAAAAAACCUACGUGGAUGUGGAUAACAUGUAUGUGGACUAUGGCGAAACCAUUGGACGUUUGCAACAAUUGGAACAUCUCUGUGUUGAAGUGAGAGUGGAGAUGGAGUUGCUAGAUAAAACACAACCAACGCCGGUGUUGAUGCUCGAGGCGUUCACGCAGUUAGCCAGCCUACGCACAUUAAGACUCAACGGAAACGAGGGAGCUCAUGCUGUGGAAACGUUUCUCGAUCUCUUGCGAGCACUUCCUCAAUUGACCAUGCUUGAUGUGUUUGGGAAAUGGGCUGGAGGCCCACCUAAUUUGGGGUUAGGCAUGGUGCAUCCAAAUGUGUUUGACAGCUGGUUCAAAGUGCAGCACGUCGCUCUACUCUAUUGGCGGGUCCAGAGUCUGCUCAAGUACAUUCGCAUCCGGGAGUGUGUUUUCGAAGUCCGAGACGGGGUUGCCAAUCCACGGAACCAUCUCGACCGGUGGUUCGACUCUCAAAUCCGGCCGGGCUGGGGCGACGAGUUCACUGCCACUUGGUGA